Messenger RNA from Morone saxatilis (striped sea-bass), 1786 nucleotides. It is a transcript of the gene spaca4l, whose product is annotated as sperm acrosome associated 4 like. The record is from RefSeq and is a predicted model, not a curated record. NCBI's taxonomy places the organism in Eukaryota, Metazoa, Chordata, Actinopteri, Moronidae.
GGCAGGAAAAAAAAAAGUUGUUUGAUCACAUUUGUAACGGACUGAGUCCUCACAAAGCGGGCAGCUUCUCCACAAAGUCGAGUUUUGUAAGCUCAUUCCUCUCCUUCCAAGAUGAACAGAAUUAUUCUCCAGCUUUUUGCAGUCGGAUUCUGCUUUGCAAUCGGCCAGGCCCUGCAGUGCUACGAGUGCAAAAUUGGCUUCUGGAACUUGUGCCUAACCACUAAAACCACAUGCAACAGUGGAGAACAGUGCUUCAGUGGUGUCGGGAAAGCAGCCGGCUUCGUGGACAUCAAGACGAAGGGCUGUCUGGCAGUGGCUGACUGCAACAAGACCCAACAGGUGAACUUCCCCAACAGCGACUCCAACACCACCGUUUACACCUUGACCAAGACGUGCUGCAACAACGACCUGUGUAACGCUGCGCCUGGACUGCCCGGCACCUCCGGGCUGAGCAUGGCCCUCGCUGCCAUCACAGCUCUGUUUGUGGCCAACGUUGUGGUUUGAUGGAAAAAUAAAGUGGAUGCAUAAAUGCAUAAAACACACACACAUGGGUCUUGUGUUUUUUCUAUCCUAGAAGUAUAAUACACACACUGAUAUAAACACUUACAGUGUUUAACACUUUAAGUGAUCUAAACACUUGAACUGUUUAUAUCAGUUAAAUUUAAAUUCUCUUUUCUUUUUUCUUUUUAGACUCAUCAGUAACCUGUCCCUGUUCUCAUUUCAUUAUAAACGAUAUUAAAAUGUUAGUUGACCGACCAUUUAAAGUGUAAAACAAGUGUGUACCACCGACAUUAAAGAUGAUUUAAGAAGUCCACCACAACUAAAGUGCCCUGCAAUUAACUUUCUCUUCUUGAAUGAGCAGUAUAAGGUUUAGGCACAAGUCCAUGGGUGUCAGUAGGUGAAUUAUGUGUUAGGCAUUUCACUGUGUGAUUUAAAUUGUUUUUGUAGGUUGAUUUGUGGGAAUAAAGGAAUUGUCCAACAUUUGCCCAGAGUUUGAUUAAAAAAAGAUCAAUACCACUUUCAUAUCUGUCCGUUAAAUCCUAAGCUUCAACUAGUAGCCACUUAGCUUAGCAUAAAGACUGGAAACAAGGGGAAACGGCUAGCCCGGCUCUGUCAAAAGAAAUAUGCCUACAAGCACCUCUAAAGCGCACUAAUUAGUUGUUAUUUCUUGUUUGUUUUGUCCUUGGGUGUAAAACAAGUUGAUUUCACAAUUAAAUUAGUGAGCUUUAAAGGUGUUAGUGAUUGUAUUCUUUUACCAUUGGACAGAGCCGGGACAUCUGUUUCCCUGUUUCCAGUCUUAAUGCUUUCCCAUCUAACUCUAUGCAAGAAGGGGAACAAGUAUAUUUCUCAAACUAUUCCUUUAAUUUAUUGCCUUUGACCUGCUGUAUUGUCCGUUUUUAGAGUUAUAAUGCCAUUAUAUAGAUUUCAAAGCUUCUGUGAACAUUUCAUUUAUUGCCAUUUGCUUUGUGUUCACUUUAUUAAGGUGUAGCUAACAUAAUUGUCUCUUGGCUUAUGUCUGGUACUGUCUGUGAAAACAUUUAUUUUGCUGGUUUUUCCAUUUUUUUUUUCUCCUUUUACUGAUAUAGCUCAAUCAAUUCUGCGUGUAAUCUGUUUUAUUUUUUAUAUUUGAGUCAAAUACACACUGCACAUCACUUAUAAACCAUGGGGUUAAAAGCUUUUGUUUGUACCAAAAGUGUAUGUGUAGGCCUGUCUGAAUGUGUUUUGUAAAAUUGGUUAUGUAAACAAUUCGAAGAAUGCAAUAAAAUCCAAACUGGGUGAAAACAAA